This is a messenger RNA of Eruca vesicaria subsp. sativa (arugula), 1467 nucleotides long. The record is from the annotation of a GenBank genome assembly. Lineage: Eukaryota; Viridiplantae; Streptophyta; Magnoliopsida; Brassicales; Brassicaceae.
AGAGAGAGAGAGAGAGAGAGAGAGAGAGAGAGAGAGAGAGAUGGGUGUUACAGGAGGACUUGUGAGAAGCAUUUUCUUCAGAAACAAAUCAUUUGGGGCUCAUGACUACAACAACAAUGGAGGAAGCAAUCUAGGAGAGAAGAAAAGAUGGAGCUCAGUAAGAUCAUACCUUUGUGGAGAUGAAUUCAACUCUGUUCUCGCAGUGGAUGACUCAGGGUCAAUAAAAGAUUCUUUAGACCCUCUUCUUCUUACAAUGUCUCAUCAGCUGAGUUCAGAACCUUGUGAUUCGGUUCUGGCAAUCCAAGAUUCAGCUUCUGUGAAAAAACAUCUUGAUGAGGAGGAGGACUGUGUUUCAGGUAAGAGCUCAGAGGUUUCAGUAACUCAGCCUUUACACAAAGAAGACCAAAGCGAGGCAACAGAGACACACAUACCAAAGAAGCAUCCAAUCUCUAAGCUGUUUCUAGAAGAAGACGCUGCAAUCAUAAUCCAAUCAGCAUUCAGGAGUUACCUGGGAAAACGUGGGAGCAAAGAAGUAGAAGAAACGUGUGAUAAGGAGAGCUUCUCAGGAGAAGAAUCACAAGGUAAAAUAUCCAUGGGGACAUCACUAGAAGUUCAGACAUGUGGUUCCGUGAAAGCACCUUUCUUUAGAACAAAACGAGUAAGAACAUUGCAUAAGAACAACACUCAAGUUCUGAGGAUAAAGGAAGACUGGGAUGAUAGCACAGUGUGCAGUACCAUAUCAAAGUCGAGGAUUCAAAGCAGAAUUGAAGCAAUGACAAAACGGGAGAGAGCACUUGCUUACGCAUUUUCACAGCAGCUAAGGAUUUGCACAAAGAAGAAGCAAGUAGAACGCAACAGUGAAGAAGAUGAAUCAAACAUCGGUUGGAGUUGGCUAGAGCGCUGGAUGGCAACUCGUGUACCAGACCGAACUCAGAUUGAGCCCACAACAAACAUCCAAGCAAAUAGUACGAUGAAAAUUCAAAGUUUGGUUAGAAGGAAUAGAUCUUUUAGUAUAGCUGGGGAGUUGGAGAGCUGUGCCUCCAACGAUAUUCCUCUCCAAUUUGAAAGCAUAUCAGAAGACUUGCAGAGAGAAAAGAGCAGUGUUAAAGCUACCAUAUCAAAGCGCAAAUCUGUUCCAAUCAACAAAACACAGAGAAGACAUAAUAACAGGCUUCAGGCAACGAGAAAAGACAUGCAACAACAGACAAAGAAAGCUAAGAAGGCCAAGGCUGUACCAACAAGCUGCAAAUUGGGAAAUGAACACGAACGGAAGAUAAAUAGCAGCAGCUAAAGAUGAUAACAGUUACCACCUAUAAAUCUUAACUGAGUGUUUCACAAUAGUUUGUUCUUCGGGAUCUGAUAACAACAUUCUGUAAAUCGUUUGGAGAAUCAAAUGAAAUGAGAACCUCUACUAAAUAAAAAUUAUUCAUGUCUGGGUUUCUCGGAAGAUUGUGUCUAAUAAUUUGA